AUGCACAAAAGCGACGCGACCGCGUGGGCACAGCCUGAUCCCGGAGCGGAUCUCCAGCUCGUGUAUCCUGGAGCGGAUUCCCAGAGUCUGGAGCCCGGAGCAAAUUCCCAGAGUCUGAAGCCCGGAACGGAUUUCCAGAGUAUGGAGCCCGGAGCAAAUUCCCAGAGUCUGAAGCCCGGAACGGAUUUCCAGAGUAUGGAGCCCGGAGAAAAUUCCCAGAGUCUGAAGCCCGGAACGGAUUCCCAGAGUAUGGAGCCCGGAGCAAAUUCCCAGAGUCUGAAGCCCGGAACGGAUUCUCAGAGUAUGGAGCCCGGAGCAAAUUCCCAGAGUCUGAAGCCCGGAACGGAUUUCCAAAGUAUGGAGCCCGGAGAAAAUUCCCAGAGUCUGAAGCCCGGAACGGAUUUCCAGAGUAUGGAGCCCGGAGCAGAUUUAAAAAAUCUGGAGCCCGAUUUUAAUAAUCUGGAGCCCGGUGCGGAUUUCCAGAGCCUGGUGCCCGGGGCAAACUCCCAGAGUCUGAAGCCCGGAGCGCACUCCAAGAAUCUGGAGCCCGGAGCAGAUUUUAAAAAUGUGGAGCACGGAGCGGAUUCCCAGAACCUGGAGCCCGGAGCAAACUCCCAGAGUCUGAAGCCCGGAGUGCACUCCGAGAAUCUGGAGCCCGGAGCAGACUUUAACAAUCUGGAGCCUGGAGCGGAUUCCCAGAGUCUGGAGCCCGGAGCAAACUCCCAGAGUCUGAAGCCUGGAGCGCACUCCUAG
Molecule: messenger RNA, 753 nt
Organism: Lethenteron reissneri (Far Eastern brook lamprey)
Lineage: Eukaryota; Metazoa; Chordata; Hyperoartia; Petromyzontiformes; Petromyzontidae
Gene: MARCOL
Product: MARCO like
Source: RefSeq, a predicted model, not a curated record